GACAUUUUUUCGUUUCUUAAACAAAUUGGUGUAGCUUUGUUUAAGCACGUCAUCUUUAAGAUAAUUUCAUUUAUUUACCUGUUAAUAACAUAAAUUCUUUUAGUUAUUAAAGGUAUAUUAAAUAAAAAUGAGUGCUUUAUUCAACUUCCAAAGUUUGCUAUCAGUGAUUCUUCUAUUGAUCUGCACCUGUGCCUAUUUACGAUCCCUAUUUCCUAGCAUCAUGGACCGCAAUAAAACUGGUUUACUUGGGGUCUUUUGGAAACUAGCGCGGAUAGGAGAAAGAAAGUCGCCUUACGUGGCUGCGGCAUGUGUUGUAAUGGCUCUAUCAAUUUUGUUUUGGACGUGAUACUAAAAGAUUAUUCGUAGAUUUGCUCUAUUUCUGGUUAGUAAUAAAGUUUAAUUUUUGUAAUUAUGUGGAAA
Ceratitis capitata (Mediterranean fruit fly) is the source of this 420-nucleotide messenger RNA. RefSeq names its product protein kish (gene ksh). The record is from RefSeq and is a predicted model, not a curated record. The transcript has 3 exons. Gene Ontology annotation, biological process: intracellular transport; protein secretion. Bases 128 to 346 code for a protein of 72 amino acids. NCBI's taxonomy places the organism in Eukaryota, Metazoa, Arthropoda, Insecta, Diptera, Tephritidae.